Rhipicephalus sanguineus (brown dog tick) is the source of this 672-nucleotide messenger RNA. RefSeq names its product gastrula zinc finger protein XlCGF49.1-like. The transcript has a single exon. Gene Ontology annotation, cellular component: nucleus. NCBI's taxonomy places the organism in Eukaryota, Metazoa, Arthropoda, Arachnida, Ixodida, Ixodidae. The record is from RefSeq and is a predicted model, not a curated record. The coding region runs from base 1 to 672 and encodes 223 amino acids.
AUGAAUGCUCUGGUGACCUGUUCUCUUUCUGCAGCACCUUCCAGCCAUCCAAAUAUGGACAAUGAAAACUCGCAUCGGGGACGCCGCCACCACUGUGACUUCUGUGACUAUGAGACUGAUUAUACGUCCCAUCUGAAAGUACACAUCAGGGUUCAUACAGGCGAGCGGCCAUUUCAGUGCCAUUUGUGCCCUCAGAACUUCUCAACGAAGUCCGAAUUGAAGAAUCACUUGUGUACCCACACAGGGGAGCGGCCACAUAAAUGCCACCUAUGCCCCGAGAGCUUUUCACAAAGUUCCAAAUUGACGGUUCACCUGCGCACCCACACAGGUGAUAGGCCAUUUAAGUGCGACCAGUGCCAAAAGAGCUUCUCACAAGGGACCACAUUGAAGGAUCACCUGCGCACACAUACAGGCGAGCGUCCAUUUAAAUGCCACCAGUGCCGAAAGAGCUUUUCACAUAGAGCUUCACUGAAGGCUCACCUGCGCACACACACUGGCGAGAGGCCAUUUAAGUGCCACAAAUGCCCAGAGAGCUUCUCAUAUAGGACAACACUAGUUCAUCACCUGUACAGACACACAGGGGAGCAGCCGUUUAAAUGCCACUUAUGCCCCAAGACGUUUAUGCGGAAAAUCAGCCUCACUACACAUCUGCGCAAACAUGAAUGCAAGUGA